Colletotrichum karsti is the source of this 4245-nucleotide messenger RNA. RefSeq lists its product as uncharacterized. The transcript is spliced from 5 exons. The record is from RefSeq and is a predicted model, not a curated record. Bases 1 to 4245 code for a protein of 1414 amino acids. Lineage: Eukaryota; Fungi; Ascomycota; Sordariomycetes; Glomerellales; Glomerellaceae.
AUGGACCCUGUCACGGCAGUUGCGAUGGCCGGCAAUGUCCUUCAGUUCAUCCAGUUCGUUGGAGGCCUCCUCAACGACGCCCGGAAACUCCACGCAUCCGCCACGGGAACCAGCGGUAACAACGAUCAUCUCCGGGACAUUUGCGGGACGCUCAUGAAUUUCAACACACGACUUGAGAAGCCGCCUUCAGAGUCUACCAGUAUCCUAGUCGGCCGUCUAUCAAAGCAGAGCGAGCCACUUCAAGAGUGCGCGGCAGCUUGCAAAAGAGACUGCUCAGAUCUGCUUGCAAUUUUGAGCAAACUCCAAGAUAUCUCGACAAAGGGCCCGCGAUACUGGGGCAGCUUCCGCGCCGCCCUCGCUGAGGUCUGGAAAGCGAGCGAAAUCGAAGACUUAAGGUCGCGGAUCGCCGACCGUCAGCGACAAAUGACUCUAUUGCUGUGUGCAGCGUCAAACGAAACCACGUUGUUUAUCAGCGACUGUGUGAAAGAUCUCGGACGAGGAAUCUGGCAACUCCAUAGCGGCUCGAGACUAGAUGCCGUUCUACGUCAGAUCGAAGAGGUCAAAGAACUUGUCAAAAACUCAUCCAAAAGUCGCAUGGAAAGACCAGAUCAAGUCAGCAGUAUCUGUUCUGGAAUCUCGGGUCUCUCGCUUGAGGCAAGAGCUUUCGAGAAGGAAGCUCAGGUGUUGGCGAGUCUCAACUAUAAAGACAGGCCGGCUCGGCACGAAAAGAUACCUAGCGCUCACACAACGACCUUCAAGUGGAGUUUGGACGAGAACAGAGAGGCAGUAGUAGACUACGGCAAGCUGCGGCGUUGGCUGAAGAGCGAUCAACCGUUGUUCUGGGUUUCCGGAAAGCCAGGCUCGGGAAAGUCAACACUCAUGAAGUAUAUCGCGGACAACAAAGAAUCAUCAAAAUGUCUAAGGUCCUGGGCCGGAAGACAUGAUCUUCUGAUGAUCAGCCAUUACUUCACGAUCUAUGGCACGCCGAUUCAAAGGUCUAUAGACGGUCUGUUGCGGUCGCUCCUGUUCGGAAUCUUCUCCCGAAAGCCAGAGCUCAUCCCAAAGCUCAUGUCAGACCGCUGGGAUCACUCCACUGAGCCCGCCAGAUGGACACAGUCUGAGUUGGAGGGUCUAAUUAGGCUCAUCGGCGACGAAACUGACGAGUUCUCAUUCAAAAUCUGCUUCUUUAUUGAUGGUCUGGAUGAGUUCGAAGGCGACCACAUCGACAUCUGUCAGACUCUCAUUCGACUAUCCCAGAACCCUUGCAUCAAGGUGUGUGUGUCGAGCAGGCCGUGGAACGUCUUCGAAGACGCGCUAGGAGACCGCGCCGGUUCCAAGCUCUACAUGCAUGAGCUUACGUACCACGACAUUCGAAGUUAUACGGAAUGCCGUCUUCAAGAACAUCCCAGGUGGAGUGUUUUGCAAGAAGAGACUAGUUCCGUUUCGUGGCCGUCUCUGAUCGAUGAAGUGGUAUCCAAGUCCAAUGGCGUCUUUCUUUGGGUUACGUUGGUUGUCCGCCUGCUACGAGAAGGCCUCACCAAUGACGACAGUCUAUCAGAUCUGCAAAGGCGACUCUCAAGUUUCCCAGCAGAUCUCAAAGAGUUCUUCUGGCACAUCAUACAAACUGUGGACCCAUUUUACAACGAAAAGAUGGCGGGAACGUUGUCACUCGCACUUGAAGCCAAGGAGCCCUUGUGCCUGGAGAUCUUCUCGUUCCACGACCUUGAGUACGACGACGAGAAUUACGCCUUCAAGGAAGCUACCGAACUCAUGUCCACCGACCUCGGGUUGCUCAACAAGCUCUUCCGUACCGUUUCUCGGCGCAUUAACGGUCGAUGUAAGGGCUUGUUGGAGCGAAACGGAGAUCGCAUGGAGUUCCUACAUCGAACCGUUUACGACUUUCUGCGCACUGGCAAGAUGGCCGAUUUUCUGGCGGAUCAGACCAAGAGCAAUUGCUGCUUCAGUUUGUCACUCUUGAAAGCUUCUAUUGCAUGGAUUAAACGCUCGACCUUCGCCCGGGGCGCUACACCAGACGGUAAUCCCAUGAUUGAAAUACGUGGCUUCGUCAACAGACUGAGACGAACCCUCAAGUACGCUCGUCAUGCCGAUAUGCAUGGCGAAAGCUCUGCAGCGGUCACGGCAGCACUAUUGGACAACAUGGAACAAAGCAUACCGCGAAUGAUUGCACGGGGGCAGAUCCAGAUGACGAACCCGUCUUUGGCAACCGUGAUAUUUCGACGACUUGUAUUAGAAGCAGGGGUCAGUAGCUAUGUUCGGAACAAGUUGACCCUCGAUCACGACUUUUUCAAGGGCCCUUCCGACAAGCGAGUUCAAUCCCCGCUUCAUAUACUUCUCGAUUCAUCCUGCGAGUUCACCAGAGAGGAUCAGUGUUGGAUAUUCAAGACCCUUCUUGAAGCUGGUCACGACCCUAAUGAGAGCGACGAAGAGUCUCGCAGUCCUUUGGCGGCUCUGGUUUCUCGCUGCACAUCGGGCAGUGGAGAAACUGAAACAUUUAGCAGGAUCUUUGACUACGCCGAUGGUAAUAUUCUGUCUAUGUUACUCAAACAUGGAGCUGAUCCCAAUGUGAUGGUCAAGACGUGGAUUCGGAACGAGCGCCAGUUGGAGGUGCCGGUUUGGCUGCUCUUCUUCUUAGGGAUGUGGAGAACGGACUUCAUAAAACGACCGGAGAAGUACGAGCAGACACUCGUCGUUAUGUUGAAAGCAGUCGACAUGGUCGGAGACGUCAUGGUGAACAGGUUGGUCACCGGAAAGGAGAAUGGAAGAGAGAUUGGAAGUGUGGCUCAGCAGUUCAACUUCUGGUAUAUGUCCGAACGUGAUCUGUUCCCUGACCGGGAAAGUCAGCGCAACAUCGACUUUUUGAUCGGGGUUUUCACCCUGGUGUUGUCCAGAAUCCCUCCUACUACGCCAGCAUUUGCAGAUGCAGAAAACUGCGGUGGCUGGACGCAGGCUUGCCAGGCUGUACGCAUCUUGGAUCCCUCCUGGCUUCCCGUGUCAGAGAUCGGCGCCAUGCCGCAAAGUUUUCGAGCCUGUGAAACGAGAGUUCCGCCUCAGCAGGCACCGCUUUUCACGGAAAGCAUUUACUGGAACCAGUACCCCAAUAUCCAUCACUUCUUUCCGAAUCAGACGGUCCACAACAUCACGUUCAGUGAAGAGCGAUUCCUCGCUACGCGAAACAACAGCACACUUUGCUAUUCGGGAGGAGAAGCGAGAGAACUUGAGACAAAGGGAUUCAAAGCCAACGAGGAUCUCUAUGGCCAAGGCGUUCGCGCUGGUAUCUACCUCAACUGGAUCGCGUCUCUGCUGGCAAAUCAGCUGUUAGCCCCGAGAAAGCGCAGGACAAUACAGAAGGCGUAUUUGCUGACUUUCAAUACGAUAUUAUGCAUAGCAACAUAUUUCGAGAUACUUCGGCCAUGCGUAUUCGGAAUCGAGAUUAAGGUUCUCUACUGGGCCUAUUGGGGUGGUGCCGUCUGCGUCUUCAACUCCGCCCCGAACGAAAAUCGACUUGGCAACAGCACUCGCUGGACUCAAUUGGACUGGCUUUCGGGCGUUCGAUACACCAGCAACGCUCUUAUGUUUUACCAUGGAUUCUGGUUUACUUUCCAUGGCUACGAUAAUUCAUACGCUAAAAUGCCCUGUGGGACUCAGCAGUUCAUUUUCGGGAGCCUGCUAGACCCCAGUCCUGCGUAUUGCGCAGUCAAUUAUGUUUUUUUGGUGAUUGUUUCAGUCCCUGAGAUUAGGGUUUACGUCUCGCAGACGUUUACAUACUAUGACAACGACCCUGGGGGGCCUGAUCACAGCCAAGAGGGUUUCAGAUCAAAUCCGACUCUCCAGACCUCAAUAAUUUCUAAGAGCCCGAGACUCCUCCGCCUGCUCAAGUGGUGCAAGAGCUGGCACGGCUAUUUCCGCGAAGUGUCCGGCCUCCCCUUUCACGCUCAACUGGGGAUUCGCUUGAUCACCCCCUUGGAUGUGAAAAACCGGAAAAAGUACCGCAUUUACUGUGCUGGAUUGUGGCUCGCCUCAUUCAUCCUGUCCGUGACAGGCAUUGAAGCAACUUUGAGGUGGAAUAAAGUUGAUAACAUCGAUUCUUUCAACUCGACUGGGCAGUAUUUGGCUCUGCCACUUGGUCUCUUCGUAGUCAUGGAUGUAGUCGCGAAGUUAUGGCAGCAAGAAAAGGCGAGUUGCGGCAUCCUAAGUCUCUACGAUAUUGUAGGACGUUCUAGCUGA